AUGGUAUUUGGCGCUUUAGCUAAUUCCUCUGGAGGUCUCUUCGGCCACUCCAACUCGACCUCUGGCGGUAGCCUAUUCGGAAACUCUUCCCAGAGCACGAACACCCCCGGCAGUCUGUUUGGUUCGCUUGGAAACAAUAUGGCGAGCCCCUACAUUUGCGGUCUAUACUUUCUGGAGCCCUUCAACGGAGAGCCCAAUUCCAUCUUCAACCACCCCAGGAGGAAAUAUCUCCCCUCCGUCUCGCAGUCUAUUCACGCCCGCGUCGUAGCUUCGACCUCGCGCACAACUCUCACACAGACCUACGUCAACUCGUCCACCAAAGAAGCCAUCCCCGAGCUCCGCUACACCUUUCCCUUGUUCGAUGGAGUUUCUGUUGUGGGUUUCACCUGCACCAUCAAUGACGACCGCGUCAUCCAUGGAGUCGUCCAGGAGAAAAACACCGCUCGCAAGACGUACGACAAGGCCGUUGCCAAAGGCGAGACUGCCGGCCUCUUCGAACAGUUGCCCGACGCCAGCGAUGUCUUCACUACUACAAUUGGAAACGUCCCGCCCGGUGCAAAGAUCAGAGUCGAUAUCACCUACCUUGGCGAGCUCAAGCACGAUGCCGAGGUCGACGGCAUCAGAUUCACCAUUCCCACCUCAAUCGCCCCUCGCUACGGUUCUUAUCCCGGCACUAUGAUGGCGAAGCCUACCAAUGUCUCCUCGUACCAGGGCAUUCAAAUCGUUGUUGACGCCGAGAUGCCUGCUGGGAGCGUCAUCAAGUCCAUCCAGUCACCUUCCCACCCGAUAGGUGUAUCUGUCGGAACGACCUCGACCAUGGCAGCUAACGCCACCCCUUCCCUCCAGUUCGCAUCGGCUACUCUCUCUCUGGGAACCACGGAGCUGGACAACGACUUCAUCGUUCAGAUUAUCGCAACCAACACAUCCAACCCCAUCGCCGUUCUGGAAACCCACCCUACCAUCCCCGACCAGCAAGCCAUCAUGGCUACCCUCGUACCCAAGUUCAAGCUGGCCGCGACCAAGCCCGAGAUCGUCUUCAUCUGUGACCGUUCAGGCUCCAUGGGUGGAAAGAUCGACGACUUAAAGAACGCUCUGCGGAUCUUCAUCAAAUCCCUGCCUGUUGGGUGUAUGUUCAACAUCUGCAGCUUCGGCUCACGCCACUCCUUUUUGUUCAAGAAUUCCAAGACCUACGACCAAGACACUUCGAACGAGGCGAUGAAGCACAUUGAUACCUUUGCCUCCAACUUUGGCGGCACAGAGAUGUACGCCCCCAUCGAGGAGACCUUCAAGCGUCGCCACAAGGAUAUGGAGCUCGAGGUGUUUGUCCUCACUGAUGGCGAGAUCUGGAACCAGGAGGCCCUCUUUGACAUGGUCAACAAGAACAUCGAGAAGUCAAAGGGAGCUGUCCGCAUCUUCACGUUGGGUAUUGGUCGUAGCGUCAGUCACGCCCUGAUCGAAGGCCUAGCCCGAGCAGGUAAUGGAUUCUCGCAGUCCGUCUCUGAACAAGAGAAGAUGUCUGGAAAGGUCGUCCGCAUGCUCAAGGGAGCUCUUACUCCCCACGUCAACGACUAUUCUCUGGAGAUCAAGUACGCCGACGCCGAGUCCGAGACGGAGCCUGAGGAUGACUUCGAAACCAUCGAGACCAGACCAGCUCAGGAGGGUGCCUCUGAGGCAAGGCUGACCGAGGAACCGAAGAACCCAAUUUCUCUUUUCGACCCCAGUUCCGAGGACGCAGAGAUGGAGGAUACCGACGCGAAAACUGAUGGCACCGGCACUGAUCGCUUCUCCCAUGUUCCCGCGGUCCGACCUCCCAAGGUCCUCCAGGCACCCUUCCGCAUUCCUCCGCUUUACCCCUACAGCCGGACAAGUGUCUACCUUCUAUUGUCACCCGAGAGGUCCAUGAGGGAUAAGACUCCGGCGUCCGUGAUUCUCCGUGGAACGUCGUCACAGGGUCCCCUCGAGCUGGAGAUCCCCAUCACCCUUCUUUCCGAGGCUGGCGAGACUAUUCACCAACUGGCCGCCCGUAAAGCCGUCAAAGAGCUUGAGGAAGGACGCGGAUGGAUCUACCACGCGAAGGGCCGAGAUGGCAAGCUGCUGGAAAAGAGCCACCCCGGGCGCUUCUCUUCCAUGGUUGAGCGCGAGGCAGUCCGUCUCGGAGUUGGGUUCCAGGUCGGAGGCAAAUGGUGCUCGUUCGUCGCCGUGGAGAGUAACGACAAGGACACUGCCGACAGUACCAACAACCACGAGGCCGACGACAUGUCGACGUUUUCGGAGACUCCGGCGUACGGUGCUUUCGACCCCUUCCAAGAGGACAUAAGGCGAAGGAACACAGCCGCGUCUGCGAGAGCACAAAUCAUGCAGAGGCAACAACAACAGAUGCAGCAACAGAUGCAGCAAGUGCAGCCGGCGCAGCAACAACAACACCAGGCGCAGAAGAGAGGUGCGUUUCGUCUUUCCCAGAACAAUCUUGUUCAAACCAGAAGUAUGGGUAUGUUCGAUUCCUCCCCUGAUACAUCCCCGGCUGCGGGUGGUUUGUUCGGCUCAUCCCCUGCAGCAGCUCCUAUCGGUGGUGGUUUGUUCGGUUCACCCCCCGCAGCUCCUGUUGGCGGUAGUUUGUUCGGUUCAUCCGCUGGAUCUGGAGCUGCAACCGCAGGCGGCUUGUUCGGUUCAUCCUCCGCAGCUCCUCCUCCUGUUGGCGGUGGAUUGUUCGGUUCACCCCCUAGAGCUAAGACUACGUCUGCCUUGUUCGGCUCAUCCUCCCAAGCAGCUCCUACUAGUGGUAGUAGUCUGUUCGGUUUGAACUCCAGAGCUCCAACUGCUGGCGGGUUGUUUGGUUCACCAACCGGAACUCCUGCCGUAGGCGGUUCGUUUGCUUUUGGCUCCGCAUCAUCCUCUGCCUCUGCAAGCAGAUCUACAUCGUCUGGGUUGUUUGGAAACUCAUUGACGUCUCCAGGUCGCGCGCCCCAACCCCCGCCUCCGUCGGGAGGCUUUUUCGCCUCUCGCGCUGCCAGCACGCAAGCAUUCGGCGCAGUUCCGCCCCAACUCCAGCAAGCCGCUGCCCCCGCAGUCCCCCAGGCACAUAUCGACCAGGCUAUCUUGGCCCAUUAUCAGCGGGAUCUGUCAGACGACGCUAAUCUUAUUGAUUACUCUGAUGACGACGCUGAUCUGGAUGGCUUCAUGUCCGUCGGAGAGAAGAAGAAAAAGAGAAAGACGACGUCUUCAAACGGAGAAGAGCUUGACAGCAGCGACAAGUUCUCGGCUCUUGUGUCUCUGCAAGACUUCAGUGGCUUCUGGAGCUGGUCGUCCAAGCUGCUCAACGUUUUUGGCUUGUCCGAGGAGGAUGUCACCAAGGUUUUGGGCAUCUUGCUGAGCAAGGGUGAUGCCAUGGCCACUGCGUUGGCUGUUGCCUACUUGCGGAAGAAGCUCGCUGAAGAGCAGGACAGCUGGGACAUGAUGGAAGAGAAAGCCAUCCAAUGGCUUCAGGGCGAGGUGGGAGAUGAGAGAACCGAGCAGCUGCUGACCGCUGCUGAAGGUCUGCUCUGA
Messenger RNA from Colletotrichum karsti, 3543 nucleotides. RefSeq names its product von willebrand domain containing protein. The record is from RefSeq and is a predicted model, not a curated record. NCBI's taxonomy places the organism in Eukaryota, Fungi, Ascomycota, Sordariomycetes, Glomerellales, Glomerellaceae. Bases 1 to 3543 code for a protein of 1180 amino acids. The transcript has a single exon.